Molecule: messenger RNA, 552 nt
Organism: Mesorhabditis belari
Lineage: Eukaryota; Metazoa; Nematoda; Chromadorea; Rhabditida; Rhabditidae
Source: the annotation of a GenBank genome assembly
AUGCGGUUAGAUAGAAUCACCCAAUUGACGAUCUUACUUGUCAUCAGUUCUAUUUUUCUAUUUGGUGCAUUUCUAGCGGACGAUGUGAUCACUUUGCUUCGUUUUUAUGAGGAACCGGAGGAGAGUCGAGAUCAGUUAAGGCAAUUGGGUUUCACGAAAGGUGUCAUGCUUACUUUAUGGCUAAGCAUGUUCGUGCACGCAGUUCUUUACGUUACCUCAAUUGUGUUAACAUUUUUCGGAGUCUUCAGACGCUCUCGCUUGAUCUUGUGGGCUUGUCCGAUAUGUUUAAUCUAUUCUCUCGAGAGUCUUUUGGGCUCUUUUACUGGCGGGAUUUUCUCGGGUAAUUGGGUUGAUAUCUUGACAGCGACAGCUAUGUUGUUCGGCUCGUUGGGUGUCUUUAUUUUGUUGAGUUUAAACUUUGCAUUUCUUUUCGGUGCUUAUGUCUGCAGUUAUAUCGUGGCACUGCGGAGAUUAUAUUCUGUUUCAGCGGAUGUCCGACUUUUCUUGCGAUUGCUUGGCUUUACGAAAGGCGUUAUGGUCACUUUGUACAUG